CACGAAAACCUGGCGGCGGCUAUCUCCCGAUCCCCUUUCCCUCUACCUGUAGAACCCUAGAUACCGUAUUCAUCUUGUAAUCGAGGGCCUCUAAGUGUAAGAUCGACCCGAGACCAUAACAAUUGGUAUUCAGAGCCUUCCCCUCCAUCAAAUCCGCUUCACACACCGUGGCUGGCUGGUUUCCCUCGAUCAUUCAGACGAGGCACGGCAAGGCAACCGCUAUGGAGGAGCAGGUCAAGGCCAUGACGGAGCUGACAGCGGCCGUGGUGCCGAUGGAUGCCAAAAUCGACGAGAUCCACCCCGCGAUGCUCAAUCUCGAAGGAUGGAAGCCGGUGAUUGAGUGAACUGUCGAUAAUCUCCAGGCGAAGGUGGGCGAUGCUGCGGGACAAGGGGACGAGCGCGGAGGGCGCUGCCCCGAGCCCACCCCUUCCGCAAACCCAACAGCAGAAGCAACCGCCACCACCGAUCCGGUUGCUCAAUCUUCCAUUGAUCGUGCCGCACACCGUGGACGUGAACCUCGCACGGCCACCGAAGGUCUUGCGGGUGCACGGUGGCUACGGCCACGGGCCAAUCGGCCAUGACAGGACUUCAGAUCACCAGGGGAUGUCACCGGGGCAUCAAUCCCCGAGGGCGCCUCUGGUCAUGGAGGAGGAGGUGAUGGAGGCCAUGAGAAAGGAGGACAAGCCGGAGGAUCACCAGUACUCGUCGACCAUGUCGACAUGCAUGACACUGCAGACGAAUCUUCCGUUUCCUCUGCCUCCAACGCCGGCGCCGGCAAAGCCAGCUGCACCUCUCGUGGCGCGCAACACGGAUCGCCGAGCGAUGGAGGGAGCCCAUGCUCCACCACAAGAGGACAGAAUCGCGAUGCUCCGGGCCUACUGCACAGUGUGCGGCCUCUGCUUCACCUGCGGCGAGCGGCGGGGGUGUGAUAAUCGCUGCGGCCCUACCGUCCAACUUCAUGUCGCGGAGGAGCUGAUCGACAUGAUGCGCGGGGAACCAACUCCAACGGAUAAACAUGUUUGGUUGCCCGCGCUGCACCUGCAUGGCAUUCGAGAUGCAAUUUUCAGCUUGUUUGGUAAACCGUAUGGCCAUCUGGGCCUGGCCCAACUGAUGCAAAAAGUACCCUCUCAGCCAGGCUGAGAGCUACGCCGGAUUCGGCUGUUC
Molecule: messenger RNA, 1164 nt
Organism: Hordeum vulgare subsp. vulgare (domesticated barley)
Lineage: Eukaryota; Viridiplantae; Streptophyta; Magnoliopsida; Poales; Poaceae
Exons: 2
Coding region: 376-1140 (254 amino acids)
Source: RefSeq, a predicted model, not a curated record